AACGACGCCGUUUGCUUCCUCUUCCCCAUAAACUCGCGGCAACCAAAGCAAUCUUCCCCUGUCCGAAUCAGCCAGCCAUCCUCCACCCGCCGGUUUCUUUGCUGACAACAGGCCGGAAAAUAUCCCCUUCCAAUUCCCUCCCAUGGAUUCCACCACCGCCACCGCAAACCUUCCGGCAGCGGAAGCUAAAAUAACCCCCACAACCCCUCUGAUUCCCCCCAAACCAAUUGCCUUAGCCAACCCGAAAGUCAGUGACCGAGAUUUCCUGACCCACCUCGAAGCCUACCUCUCCAAACGAGACGGCGUCGACAAGCUCCUCAAGAUCUCGCGAUACGCCGCCAAGAUCAUCCUCUCCUCCUCGAUCCUCCCCGAAACCCUAAUUCUAACCAACCGCCUCAAGAGCUUCGAGUCCAGCGUCGGCCUCAGCCGGAAGGCAUUCCGCCUCGGAAAAUUCGUCCAGGACGUCAAUUCCCUCCGCCACGGCGGCUCCUCCCACUUCCACUCCCGACAGGAAUUGAUCCUCUCCAUCCUCGCCUACGGCGGCGAGGGAAUCUACUACUUCGUUGAGCAGUUCGUGUGGCUGUCCAAAUCGGGUUUAAUCGACGGGAGGCACGCCAAGAGGUUGGGGAAAAUCAGCGCCUGGGCGGAAUUCGCCGGAUACGUCGGGAGCAUCUCGUUGAAAUUUAGGGAUCUGAACGAAUUGAACGGAGACAUGGCCGCGCUGUCGUCUACGAUCGAGAUAGCGCACUCGAGAGGGGUUCGGUGCGGCGAGGAGGAAGAGAGGAUGGAGAAGUUGAAGGGGAAGAUGGUGAUGAAGAAGCUGUCGAUCGUUCAGGAUUUCGCCGAUGGGUUUAUGGCGUUGGCUGAUAUUAGGGACGGGAAAGGGAAGCUGUCGUCGCCGUUGUUUUUGUCGUGCGCGGGGCUUUUGUCAGCCAUAAUUAGUACCCAGAAGAACUGGGCCGCCUGCUGAGCUUGGGAAAUCACAGGUAAAACAAACAACAUUUGUAUUCCAAGGAAAUAUUAGUUCAAGUCCCAACACUUCCAACACAUUUGGUUUGCCCAAUAAUGGAUCAUGAAGAACUGAAAGAGGAGAUCUCUGGGUUUUAUUGUUAGACAAUACUAAACUUGAUUUGAAUAAUAAAGUUACAGAAUUGCAGUCGGGUGAGUGAUUAGCUCUGCGUCUGGCCAUCUUGUAGUUGUGCUUGAUGUUACUGUAAUGGGGAUGAAUCCUGAAUCCGGGUCUCGAGUCUCGAUCGGAUUGUCAGUGUUGCUAAAUAUGGAUUCUAGGCAGAGUUCUGGGAUCAGUGAGGUUUCUAUUCGAGUGAGAAAUUGAGAACUCCAUGUGUUUUAAGUUUUAACAUAUUGCAGAGCAAGGCUCGUUGGCGAUUUGCGGCAUUCAAAUAGGUGAAACUUGGAUUAGCUCGUGAGUUGUAUGCUAUGGAGUUCUUCUCAUCUUGUAGUUUGAAUCUGCAGAAUUGGUGUAUUUGGUUUGCUAGCAUGAUUUCUCUUCUUGAGAGCUCGACUUCAGAAAGUUACAAUCAGUUUCUAGAGAUGAGCUUCUCGCUUUUAGCCACAACCACAAAGCAAUGAUGGGUAUGGCUAGUUUCCUGACUUUUCUUGGGAAAUAUUGCUACUGAUUUUACUUUUCUUUGGGAACUGGUGUUAGCCUUUUAGGAUCUACUUAGAGGUGGCAAUUGGAUCGGAUUCGUGGAUUCGUAGAUUGGAUUGAUGGAUCUAUGGAUCAAAUGGAUUGGAUCCAAUGGAUUGGUGGAUUCAUGGAUUGGUGGAUUGAUCCAUGAAUCCAAAUGACAUCCAAGGCUUGGACCAAAAUGUAAAAUUUUAAAAGUUUUGGUACUAAAAUGUUAUAAUGAAAAAUUUUAGGUACCAAAAUGUAUUUUCCAAUGAUAUUUUUCGUAUAAAAAUAUAAAUUUUUA
Molecule: messenger RNA, 1934 nt
Organism: Linum trigynum
Lineage: Eukaryota; Viridiplantae; Streptophyta; Magnoliopsida; Malpighiales; Linaceae
Source: the annotation of a GenBank genome assembly